GUCGUAAUUCUUUGACUCGUUUGAAUUAUGUGUUGCGCCAAAAUGUUUAUGCAAAUGUGCUGCUUAAUAGUAAUGUGUAUUUGUACAUAAACAUUCUCGAGAACCAUGCUAAGUUCCUUUUGGAUUUAUCAUAGUUUUAUAAACUUAUAUUUCAUAAUGUGGCAUUUUAUAACAAUAUGAUCUUACCAGUCCCAGAAUAAAACGAAAUGUGAAGUUGAUGUAGACUGUCAAAGUAACUGAAGAUUAGCCCCAAAGACUCGAAAUGCAUCGUGCAUUUUAAUAAAAUCACGAUUUGUGGCUGAAGGUGGUUGUUCUGUACUGAGGGCCCUUUGUGUUCCAGUAGACUUUUUUCUUACCUCUUGGACAAAAGAAUUUCCUCCCAAAGCUUGUGACGGCCUGGCCUGUAGUCUACUUUCUGCAGACACUGCCUAGAGCUGUGCCAGUGGCCUGUAGCUGUUAGGGCUGUGUGCAGGCGGCGGACAGGCAGCUGCUGGGAGUGAUGCGACACUGGCUGCUGCUGGGAGAUCUGGAGCCCCAGCAGUUCCCGCAGCUGGCGCUGGACUCCAGCGUGACGCUGCUGUCUGGAAAACGUGCCGCUUCCGUCAGCUGGCUGGUGCGCUACGCUUAUGGGUUGGGCGAGCGCCUCGUGCUUUCAGAGCCCGCUGCUUGGCAACAGGGACAGCCCAUGCCAGCGCCGCCAUCGCGCAACAACCUGCAGGGACUCGCUAUCAAGGCUGGCAUCGUGAAACUGAACGACAAUUUCUCACAUUACGACGACCCCAGUUACCGCCAUCUGGAUACCUGGAGCAAGCUGUACUACGCCAUAUCCAAGGUAGCAGCUGCACGCCUCAACUACACGCACAACAUCGUAUUUGCGAACCAGUGGGGCAUGCGAGUGUCCCCUGGGGUGUUCAACGGUCAGGUGGGUCAACUGCAGAGGGGCGAGAUAGAACUGGCCCUGGGAUUCGCUCUGCGCCGGGACCGCAUCGACGUCAUCGACUACACGACGCCGCCUGGACGAUUUCAGCCGGCGUUCAUGUUCCGAGAGCCGUCGCUGGCGGCGGUGAGCAACGUGUACACGCGGCCCUUCUCGCGCGGCGUCUGGCUCAGCUACUCGCUGGCGGCGCUGCUGCUCGCUCUCUUGGUGGUCGCCUCGCAGCGGCUGCUGGCCAGGGCGCAGGGGUUGCUCGACGAGAACACGGACCCUGCCGUCGCGCCGCCGUGGACUGACGUGCCGCUCGUCGCCUUCAGCAUCGUCUGCGAGGAAGGAAUGCAGGACCCGCCGCAGAACGUGUCGUCGCGCAUCCUGCUCAUGUUCCUGCUGGUGCUGGCCGUCUUCCACGUGACGGCCUACUCUGCCUGCAUCGUGUCGCUGCUGCAGCUGCCCAGCGGCUCCAUCAACGCCCUCGACUCGCUCUUCGGCUCCAAGCUACGCGUCGUCAUGCACGACCUGCCCUACAACUUCAACUACGGAAACGAGACGAAGGACCCGCUUACCCGGUCGUUCUAUCAAGAGCGCGUGUACCCGCAGCCGUACCGCAAGGUGUUCAAGCCGCUGGAGGAGUGCGUGGCCAUGAUGCGGGAGGGCCGCUUCGCUUGCCACGCCGACGAGGCGGCCUACAAGGUGAUAGGCGACACGUUCCUCGAAGCGGAGAAGUGCAGCCUCAAGUCAGUGCCCAUGUUCCCGCUCAGGGCCAUCAUCAUAGGCGUCCGGAAGCAGUCACCGUACAAGGAAAUACUCUCUGUCACGCUGACUUGGCUGCGAGAGACGGGUAUGACGCAGCGCGAGUGGACGCGGUGGGUGGCGCAGAAGCCGCGCUGCCUCAACCGCGACAGCGGCUACGCAGAGGUGGGCCUCACCGAGGUCUCGCCCGCGCUGCUCAUGCUGUGCUACGGCGUCGCCGCAUCCCUGACGGCGCUCCUGCUAGAGCUGCUGCUGCACAAGCUGGUAGCCGCCAGGCAGGGGCACCACAAGAGGCAGCCGAAGCCCGCCACCGACAACACGCUGGUGCCCAGGGCAUUCCUGCGUUGAGAACUCUGCUGCAGGACACACUAUAUGCCAUGCUGCCUAAUGUAUUUUGGACCUAGAUAAGAGUCACACUAUCUAAUAGCUUGUAGGAGGCCACUGCCACGUGAAAAUUUAUUUGCAAUAGAGUCUAGAACCUUAUCACAUCACAUAGUAGAACACAAACCGUUUAUUGUUGUGUUUCCACUCUACUGAGCAUACCCGCAGCGAAGUGGACCUAUUGCGAGAGCUUCACCUGAUUUUUAUCUGUUGUACUGAUGGUCUUUGGGGCAGUAUAAUUAAUGAGACAUCGAGAUAAAUGAUGACUUCUCAGGGCAGCUUAACAGCGCACUUGGGCAGUCAGUUAGGAGCGACGCAUUUCCUUGUAUCUUAUACGGCAGCGACGUAUAGGUGUUUGGGUGGUUUCCGUCCCAGAUGUCUCAAAUUAACCUGUUCCAAACAGGUGUUUAAGACGACUAUAUGUCAUCCGAUGAAAAGUAUACAGACGCCUAUCAGUGGAUGUAGGGUGUAUGCCUUGGCCUUGAGCUCUGGCAGGGACACUUUCAAUAAGACAUUGGAAUGCCAGCCCAUUCUUUCUCAAGAGCGGAAAUCAGGGACGGUAGAGAUCCUGUAUGCUAGGGUCUGGGGCAAAGUUGACAUUCUAACUCAUCUCGAGUAUAUUCCGUUUGGUCCAGGUCCGGACUCCAUCUCCUCUGUACAUCAUUGGUGGCACUACACACAACGGAAGGUGAAAUUCUCCAGGAAUUCGCCAAGCCGAAACCAUUCCAUCGGAUUCUCACACUAUAUAGCAGGAUUAAUCAUUUCAGAUCACUCGUUUCCAGUCAUCCAUUGUCAUUGGCGUCGCUCUUUGCACCACGACAAGUGUCACUUAGCACGGCCUAUAGAAUUGUGUGAAUUUUGAGGAGCUGCUCGAUUAUUAUACCCCAUUAUUUUUAGCUCCCUACGCUCACCCAUCGUGCUAGCUGGAUUGCUGGUAGUACUUUGGAACUUACGAGUGAUUCCUCCCGCUGGUAAUGCUUGACGGUCCCUGUCCGUCGGUACCUGAGGUCUCCCCGAUCCUGGCGUGGCUGUGAUGAUUCCUUCGGGUUUCGACUUCCGAAUCACGCCGACAACAGUCAACUUGAGCUACUCUGGAAGGAUUGCGAGGCCAGCCGUUGUGGCCGAGCGGUUCUAGGCGCUUCAGUCUGGAACUGUGCUGCUGCUAUGGUCGCAGGUUCGAAUCCUGCCUCGGGUAUGGAUGUGUGUGAUGUCCUUAGGUUAGUUAUGUUUAAGUAGUUCUAAGUUCUAGGGGACUGAUGACCUGAGAUGUUAAGUCCCAUAGUGCUCAGAGUCAUUUGAGCCAAGGAUUGCAACAUCCCUGUUGGAUUUUUUGCUCCAUUGGCAACCAGUGACCAGUCUACAUUCGAAAUCACUGUGCUCUCCUGACCGAUCCAUCCUGCUGUUACUGCUUGUCUACUGACAACAAAACACUCCUUUUGUAACGAAUGUCUUCGUAGAGUUUGCUGAGCCAAACGUUCUCGUCUCAUGGAUGGAUCAUCAUCAACAAUGGUGUAGUCCUUGACCCGGUGAGACUCUCUGGAGAGGCUUCAGAUUUACCUAGAACUCUUGCGUUAAGUUGCUGAGCUGUCCAUUCUACACAAUAUUCUUCAUUACUAGGAAAUAAAACCAAAAUACCAGCUACGAGUCUUGGCACUGAAACAGUAACCUUAAACUGUUAGUACUGCUAUGCACAAAAUCAAACUAGUUUCAAAUCAACGACCAUGAAAGAUGUUUCCGUGACUGAGACCGUGAAUGGCCUGUAUCCUAGAAAUAUAACGGCCGACUCGUAGCCGCCAAACAACCUGACAUCUCUACUCGAAUUUGGUUCGACGAUAGGAAAGUAAAUAAACGUCAUGGGACACCCCUUCUCUGUAUGAGGCUGGAACACGAAAUGGCAUGCACUGAGUACAAGGCCGCAUAAGAAAAACUGUACAGGAAAGUGGUUGCAAGAUGUUUUCCCAUGCCUACAAGUGUUACCUCCUUACACUACAGAUUCUAUGUAAAUAAGUACAGUUUGAUAGCGGAUACUUAAAAGAAACUGAUAUACAGAUUUAAUUUGGUACUGUAGGUCUACGUGGACAUUCCAAAACUAGAAAUUUUUUUUAAUAUUCCUUAUUAUUACACAAAAUAUGGAUCUCUUCAAAAAUAGUCAACAGUUGCAUAGAAUGACUAGAUUUUCGAUAGUACUACCAAACUCAAGAAAUUUUAGCUACGACCACCUAUGCUUGUACUAUUUUGCAGAUUUUAAUUAAUGUACAAUGAACUUGUUUUCUUCUUCUGCAGCUCCGAUAAUUACGUGUUACAGAACUAAACGAAUCGAAAUAAUAUGAAUGAGAUUAUUGCUACAAAAAAGAGCUAAAAUAUUUUUAAAAAAUUCCACUUGCGUUGCCUGAUAUAGUUUUUGAAAUUUUUUUUCAUUAGAUCUCUAAAUAAUAUAAACAGAUAUUGAAGUACACAGGUAAAUAUAACUUAUAUGCGUUGACUGAACAAAAAAAUAUCAGAAGAAUCUUAGUGAAGAAGAUAAUGCCACUUACUUCUCCCUCGUUCCUUUUAUUGAAUUUCGUCAGUAGAAUGGUCAAAACGGGAAAGAACGAAGAACAGAGGGUCUGUGUGUUUGGGGGGGGGGGGGGGGGAGGGGGGGAGGGGGAAGUGGUGGAAUGGGAAAGUGAAGGUGUGGGAAGGGGAGGGGGAUAGGUUCGAAGGUACUUCCACAAUCUGGAAAAAAAAUUAUCCAGAUGAAUGAAUGAGGGGCCAAAGGAGCAUAUAUUUCGUCGUUCCUACCUGUAACACUUCUAUUGGCGCCACACGUCACUACCUUACUUCCCGUGAUUCUGGAUCUCGUUACCUCCUCUCAUCGCAUCUUUUUCUGAUUCUCAGUCAUUAAAUGGUUCGAUAAAAUGUUAAGUGGUGAAAUCUUACUGCUACACCGGAUGGAAUUUAAUAACAAUGUGUCAUAAGAGACACUAUUAAUUUUAGAAUAAUUAGAAUGUUUAAUGAUGGAGGAGACCUGUGUAGCCAAGACUUGAUUUAUUUUGGACAUAACAUUCUGGCUGCAAAUUAUACUGACUGACAGUAAUACUGAUGCCACUCCCGAAGAAUAGGAGAAAAAGUACUCUAAUGGUGAAAGUUAGGUAGCCCAAAAAAGAAGAAAAAUGAAUACACAAUCAGUAAGAGAAAGAAGACCUAAUUCUAAGGUAGAGGCUGGCACAUGGUGAAGAUAGAGUUGAGAGCUCAGUUUCUAAUGUGUUCCUGAACGUCAGCUAGGCUUUAUAUUUGCUUUCAUUUAUUGCGUUUAUUCGCGUGUCAACCACUACAGAUUUACAAUACAUUUUUUUAUCUCUUCUGUUUCUGUAGCACUGCAGAAUGACUUCAUAGUCAGUGUCUUACCUUCACUUUAUUCAGGGGGAUUUCAAACUGUUGAUUUUAAUCAAC
Messenger RNA from Schistocerca gregaria, 5497 nucleotides. RefSeq lists its product as uncharacterized. NCBI's taxonomy places the organism in Eukaryota, Metazoa, Arthropoda, Insecta, Orthoptera, Acrididae. The transcript has 7 exons. The coding region runs from base 500 to 2032 and encodes 510 amino acids. The record is from RefSeq and is a predicted model, not a curated record.